AUGUAUGAAUUGUUUUUGUUUCAGUAUGCUGCAAAGUUAGACAGUGAGAUUAUCUAUGAUGGGGACUUUGACUAUGAUUAUUUUGGAUUCAAAACCCUUGAUAGGUCUUAUCUAUUGAAGAUAGAAGGGAAUGUUGUGGAAAGGGCUCAACAUAUGCUAAUGAGAGUCGUUGUUGGGAUUCAUAAAGAAGACAUUGAUUCUUUGAGUAGCUGUUUCCUGAUAUGCAUGAAAGAUGAUAGCAUUGAAGGAAUCUAUGAUACUCUAAAAGAAUGUGUUGUUAUCAGCAAAACAGCAGGGGGUAUUGGCGUCUCUGAUCAUAAUAUUAGAGCAACUGGAAGCUACAUACGUGGCACAAAUGGAACAUCUAAUGGUAUUAUUCCAAUGUUGCGUGUGUUUAAUGAUACUGCUCGAUAUGUUGACUAA
Lactuca saligna is the source of this 423-nucleotide messenger RNA. The record is from the annotation of a GenBank genome assembly. NCBI's taxonomy places the organism in Eukaryota, Viridiplantae, Streptophyta, Magnoliopsida, Asterales, Asteraceae.